Messenger RNA from Lagenorhynchus albirostris (white-beaked dolphin), 3475 nucleotides. RefSeq names its product CHM like Rab escort protein (gene CHML). Gene Ontology annotation, molecular function: GDP-dissociation inhibitor activity. The coding region runs from base 216 to 2171 and encodes 651 amino acids. The transcript has a single exon. Gene Ontology annotation, cellular component: cytosol; nucleus; Rab-protein geranylgeranyltransferase complex. The record is from RefSeq and is a predicted model, not a curated record. NCBI's taxonomy places the organism in Eukaryota, Metazoa, Chordata, Mammalia, Artiodactyla, Delphinidae. Gene Ontology annotation, biological process: intracellular protein transport; protein geranylgeranylation; vesicle-mediated transport.
UCAUGUUUUUAUGCUACUGACCUAUAAGAAAAAAAUACUAAAAAAGGGUAGCAGUUAAACACCUAGGACCUGCAACUUCAUUACGUCUGGGAUGAUCUGGAAUAUCACAAGGAGAGAUUUUAUUACAGCAUAUUCACACCUUAUCUGAGCCCUCAGCCUUUGUUCAUACACAUUUCCUUCAUUAGAAGUUGUCACCAGACGCUUUACCUCCCAGGAUGGACAACAGGCUCCCAACAGAAUUUGAUGUGGUUGUAAUAGGGACAGGUUUGCCUGAAUCCAUCCUUGCAGCUGCAUGUUCCAGAAGUGGUCAGAGGGUUCUGCAUCUUGAUUCAAGAAGUUACUAUGGAGGAAACUGGGCUAGUUUCAGCUUUUCAGGAUUGCUCUCCUGGUUAAAGGAAUAUCAGCAAAACAGUGACAUUGGGGAAGAAAGUACUGCUGCAUGGCAAGACAUGAUCCAUGAAACAGAAGAAGGCAUCACUCUUCGCAAGAAGGAUGAAACCAUUCAACACACAGAAGUUUUUUGUUAUGCCAGUCAGGAUAUGGAUGGCAAUAUUGAAGAGACUGAUGAUCUGCAGAAAAAUCCUUCCUGGGUAGCAUCUAGUACCCUCAUUAAACCUCUGGAUUCUGCAUGCUUGUCUGAAGAAAUGCACUCGUUAUAUGUUUCUAGCAAUGAAGUGCCUGCAAAAGGGACUCCAGAAAACAAUGGAGAAGUAACUGAUAUAGCAGAAACCUUGGUGAAAGAAGAAUAUUGUGGAUAUAAAACUUAUAAACACAGAGUUUCAGAUGGUGCUAAAGACGAAAUCAAACCUAUAUUGGAAGAGAACAGUGAUCCACCAAAGAGAAACAGGAUUACUUACUCUCAAAUAGUUGAAGAAGGCAGGAGGUUUAAUAUUGAUUUGGUAUCAAAGCUGCUUUAUUCCCAAGGACUGUUAAUUGAUCUUUUAAUCAAAUCAAAUGUUAGUCGUUAUGCAGAAUUUAAAAAUGUCACUAGGAUUCUUGCAUUUCGAGAAGGAAAAGUAGAGCAGGUGCCUUGCUCCAGAGCAGAUGUCUUUAAUAGCAAAGAGCUCACUAUGGUUGAAAAGAGGAUGCUAAUGAAAUUUCUUACAUUUUGUUUAGACUACGAACAACAUCCUGAUGAAUACCAAGCUUUCACGCAAUGCUCAUUUUCAGAGUACUUAAAAACCAAAAAAUUAACCCCCAGCCUCCAACAUUUUGUACUACACUCAAUUGCAAUGAUGUCAGAGUCAUCUUGCACAACAAUAGAAGGCCUUAAAGCAACAAAAAACUUUCUUCAGUGUCUUGGAAAGUUUGGCAACACUCCCUUUUUAUUUCCCUUGUACGGCCAAGGAGAAAUUCCCCAGUGUUUCUGCAGGAUGUGUGCAGUUUUUGGUGGAAUAUAUUGUCUUCGCCAUAAAGUACAAUGCCUUGUAGUUGACAAAGAAUCUGGAAGAUGUAAAGCAAUUAUAGAUCACCUUGGUCAAAGAAUAAAUGCUAAAUAUUUCAUUGUGGAGGAUAGUUACCUUUCUGAGGAAACAUGCUCAAAUGUGCAGUACGAACAGAUAUCCAGGGCAGUGCUCAUUACGGAUCAGUCUAUACUAAAGACAGAUUCAGAUCAGCAGAUUUCCAUUUUGAUAGUACCUCCAGUGGAACCAGGAGCAUGUGCUGUUCGAGUCACUGAAUUGUGUUCUUCAACCAUGACGUGCAUGAAAGACACCUGUCUGGUACAUCUGACCUGUUCAUCUUCCAAAACAGCAAGAGAAGACUUAGAAUCAGUGGUGAAGAAAUUAUUCACCCCAUAUGCUGAAACAGAAAUAGACAAGGAAGAACUUGCAAAGCCAAGACUCUUGUGGGCUCUUUAUUUUAACAUGAGAGAUUCCUCAGGAGUCAGCAGAAGCUCAUAUAAUGGCUUACCUUCCAAUGUUUAUGUCUGCACUGGGCCUGACUGUGGACUAGGAAAUGAACACGCAGUCAAGCAAGCUGAAACAGUCUUCAAGGAGAUCUUUCCAAGUGAAGAAUUCUGCCCCCCACCUCCAAAUCCAGAAGACGUUUUCUUUGAUGGUGAUGAUAAGCAACCAGAGCCUCUUGGAGCCAAUACUAUAAUAAUAGCCCAACUAGAAUCCUCUGAGGGAAGCAAAAACCUAGAAAGCUCAGAGAAGCACCUUCAAAAUUAGAAAAAAAGCAAACUGGAAAUGCUACUUUGGGCCUUCAUCCAGUAUCAGAAUAUUCUCAUUUAAAGGACAGUUUCCUAUAUGAGUAAUUAGAAAUGGUUAUUUGAUGAAUGGCAUGCAGAUGUUGUCUAUAAUUCUCUUUGUGACUUUCAGUUAUUGGAUGUAUUUGUUAACCUAUCAAUAAUUGAUUUAUUAGUUAUUGGACUUCUUUUUGUUUCAGAAUGGGUUUCAUGAGCCAGAAUCUUAAACAGGAUUAGCUUUAUUUUAGUACUGGGUAUAUAUGUGAGGGUUCCAUAUUAGCCAUGGUGCUUAAAGGAAGAUGGUAUUGUAUCUGCUGAUCUUCAGAUUUUAUUAUUGUCUACAGAACAAUAACAUCUAAGGAAUAUUUUAAUUACUUUUGUAGCUAGUACAGUUGCUACCACCUCUGAAUAGUGAAACACACACAGAGGAAAUUAUGUGGGUCUUUUCUUUAUAAUAUAAAGAUAAUAUAUUAAGUAUGAUCCUUUAUUUGUGAAGGUGAUGCCUACAAUACAUCUUGCAGUUUAAUUCUCCUACUUGAGCCUUGUAACCAAUGAGGCAGUGAUGCCACCACAGUCUUAUACAUUGCAAAAAGAGUCAGAGUUCAUUUAGUAGUUGAAGAGCUCAUUCUUGGGAGGUUCAGUCCAAAGAAAAUCUAGGGGAAAAGAUUAGUUCUGGUUUAAUAUUUCAGAAAAUUUCUGAAGAGCACUAUUCUGGCACCUAAAAGAAAAGAACUUCUAAGUAACUCAGGCUAAAGAAAAAAUAAAUUGCUCCAGGAAAAGAUAUUACAGAAUGCUUGUUCUGAAAUUGCUAAGGAGAAACUGAGUGAAGCAUUUUUAACCUGGGAUUACAGAUGGUUUUUAAAAUCCAUCUGUAAAUAGAUUUCCCAAGGUUUCUCAGUGAAAGUAAGCACACCAUCUUGUUGACUCCACCACUUUAAUUAGUAACACUACAAUUGAUAGGAGUGAAUCAAAGGAGGGUUGCCAUGUCCCUUUGGUUGUGUCCCACCCCACAAAUAAUGAGGUAAAUGCCUUCGUAAUCAACUCCUGCCUCUUAGCUGUUAUCUAGAGGAUAGAAAACAUUUUUUUCCAGAACUACCAGAAGUCAUAAAACUGGUUAUACUCUAGCAGCAGAAGCUUGUGGAGCUGUCAGAAGAAAUAAACUUCCUUCUCUUUAGGUCACUGUUUCCAUUCCUCAGACAGAGAAUGAUAAUCCUAUAGGAAGGAUUUAGGAAGGGAUAGGAAAGGAUAUAGGAAGCCCUUUUAAUACAGUUUUUGUCCUGGAACAGA